Copidosoma floridanum is the source of this 537-nucleotide messenger RNA. RefSeq lists its product as uncharacterized. Lineage: Eukaryota; Metazoa; Arthropoda; Insecta; Hymenoptera; Encyrtidae. The record is from RefSeq and is a predicted model, not a curated record.
UGCGGCGCGUGAACCUCGGCUCCUAUCAGACUUACAUCAAGGACGAGUCGGUGUACUACCCAGAAAACGAGCUCUUGUUCGACGCAUCGUCUCCAGGUACGGAUCCCGUGACGGCCUACUGUUCAAAGUGCAACAGUACGGUCGACUAUUUUCCCCGCAAAUCGAGCAAAGAGUGCUACAGGUGCUCGUCGACUCUGCAUUACAAGUGCACGCGUUGCGCCAAGCUCUACAAGGACAUAAAGUACCUCCGCCAGCAUCAAAGAUUCGGAUGCGACAAGGGACCCAGUUACUACUGCAACUUUUGCCACUGUGGUUUCACACGCAAGUGCACCUUGUUGGCCCACGUCAGCCGCAAACACGCGCCAACUCUGUGAAGGACUUUUUUUAUCCACGGUGUUUUUGUUCUUGUUGUCGCUGUUGUUGUUAUUGCUGUAUGCUCGAUUGACAGGGUUUUGCUGUAUUUAUAUUAUCAUUGUGGACAAUAAGGGUGGGAUUUCAGGAUUAUUUUAUUAUAUAUUAGCUUUGUGAGCGCGCGGU